ACAGCAACCGGAAAUCAAAACCAAACCGGUCUGGACGUUUCCUGGAUCGAAUUGGACGCCGUUUGAUGUCACCGUGCGUCUCCCUCCACCCCCUCGACGAUGAUUUGCGCGGAAGAUGCGCCGCCGCUCUGAGAUUUCCGCUGACCUUCGUUGCGCCUGCUGCUGCUGCUCCGGCAGCGCACUCACACCGGCUGGCGUUUUGUUUUUAAUCCACCAAGACCGAGGCAGAUGCCCGCCGUCGCUCUGUCAAGCCGGCUUGUACUAUGGUGGAGUUUCGCUCCCUCAGUCCUUACUGGCCUCUCCUCCGCUUUCUGGUGCCUUUGGCGAUCACUAAUGUUGCCAUCGACCUCGGCGAGCAGGCUCUUAAUAGGGGCAUAGCCACAGUCAAAGAGGAUACAGUGGAAAUGCUGGCCAGUUAUGGCUUGGCCUAUUCCCUGAUGAAAUUCUUCACUGGACCCAUGAGUGAUUUCAAGAAUGUGGGCUUGGUGUUUGUCAACAGUAAGCGGGAUCGAAGGAAGGCUGUGUUCUGCAUGAUGGCAGCUGGCGCCAUCGCAUUCAUCCUUCACAUCUUAAUAGCUUACACAGAUUUAGGGUACUACAUCAUUAAUAAGCUCCACCACGUGGAUGAAUCUGUGGGCCAUAAAACAAGGAAGGCGUUCUUAUACCUGUCCAUAUUCCCUUUGUUGGAUGCCAUGGCUUGGAUUCACGCAGGGAUACUUCUCAAGCACAAGUACAGCGUCAUAGUAGGCUCCGCCUCCAUUUCUGAUGUUGUAGCUCAGAUUGUGUUUGUGGCCAUCCUCCUCCACAGUAACCUACAAUGUGUGGAGCCUUUACUCAUCCCCAUCCUUUCACUGUAUAUGGGUGCCUUGGUCCGUUUCACUAUUGUUGGUCUGGGCUACUACUGCAACAUUCACGACAACAUCCCAGACUCUAGCGGGCUUGACGUGGGGGGUGAUGCCACCAUCAAAAAGAUGUUGAGCUUCUGGUGGCCCCUGGCCCUCAUCCUGGCCACUCAGCGCAUCAGUCGGCCAAUCGUCAACUUGUUUGUAUCUCGUGACUUGAAGGGCACCACUGAGUCUACAGAGGCUGUCGCUGUGCUCACCGCCACAUAUCCUGUUGGUCACAUGCCCUAUGGUUGGUUAACUGAACUCAGAGCAGUCUACCCGGCGUUCGACAAGAAUAAUCCCAGCAACAAGCUGAAUGCUGGUAGUCUCGUCACCAAGUCGCAUAUUAAGAGGUUUACAUUCUGCUGCCUGGCGCUGUCGCUCACGCUUUGCUUUGUGGUAUUUUGGGCUCCUCACAUAUCGGAGAAGAUCCUGGUUGAUGUGAUUGGAGUGGAGUACACUUUUGCUGAGCUAUGUGUGGUUCCACUCCGCAUUUUCUCCUUUUUCCCUCUGCCAGUGACUGUUCGGGCUCAUUUGACUGGAUGGCUGAUGACCCUGAAAAAGACCUUUGUGUUGGCCCCCAGCUCGGUUCUCCGCAUAAUUGUUCUCAUCACCAGUCUAGUUGUGCUGCCUUAUAUGGGGGUUCACGGUGCUACACUUGGAGUUGGAUCCCUCUUGGCAGGUUUCAUAGGGGAGUCAACGAUGGUAGCAAUAGCAGCCUGUUAUGUUUAUCGACAACAGAAGAAUGAGAUGAAUAAUGAACUGGUUGUGGAAGGAGAAGACUCCGUCCCCAUGAGCGAGGUGUGCUCCACGAAUCAGAUGGAUGCCAUUGAGGAGCUUCAGGAGGAUGAAGAGGAGCAGGAGUGAUGGACGAUGAAACCAACUUUGCGGUGGAAGCGGGACAUCAUCAACUGUUGGCGGGCUUGAAAGGAUUGAGGACAUGAGGUCGGUUGUGCCAAUUUCGAAUAAGACUGACAAAGUCUUUGGCACAAUGACUCCAUGUGUUCAGUCGUCCGUGUAAAUACCUGGAUGUCUUCCGAUCUUUUCAGCAGUUUUGAAUCAUUCUAAUCUGAGGGUGUGUGAAAUACUUUCACGUGUUUACUAGUGAACAAGGGGAAAACAUCUGUCAAGUGUUAUUGGAGACGACAAACUCCACAGUUCAUUAUUUUUUUCUUAUCAGGAUGAAGCAGGAAGGCGUCUCAGCUAGUGGGACUUGGGUUGUGCAAUUGUAUUUUACAUAAAAUGGUGUACAGAUUAUUUUAUAUCUGUUAUGCAAUGUGUGUAUUUAAUUGCCUGAGGGGUCGGGAAUCCCUCCACAUUAUUGUGUGUAACAGAAAUGUUUGAAUGUGCACUGUCAUGCACGCUGCAAGUUUUUUUUUUUUUUUUUUUUUCCCCAGCACAUCUAAUUUCGUGGUGGUGUAUUCAGACUGUCGUACUGUAUAUACUGUACAGGCAUUCUUAUUUGGCAAAUAAAUUGUUUUAUUAUUAAACUG
Molecule: messenger RNA, 2377 nt
Organism: Thalassophryne amazonica
Lineage: Eukaryota; Metazoa; Chordata; Actinopteri; Batrachoidiformes; Batrachoididae
Gene: ankha
Product: ANKH inorganic pyrophosphate transport regulator a
Exons: 12
Coding region: 264-1751 (495 amino acids)
Biological process (GO): phosphate ion transmembrane transport
Cellular component (GO): membrane
Molecular function (GO): phosphate transmembrane transporter activity
Source: RefSeq, a predicted model, not a curated record